GAGAAAUGCUAGAGGUACACGUUUGGCUUGUUUGUGACAAGUUGUCUGCUCAAGACUGCAAAACGAAAUGAUUAUCCAUUCUCAAAACUUCUUCACAUUCGUUCCUCAGAAUAGUUGCUAUUGAGAGGGAUUUGAGCUUGCUCAACAAAGGUAUGUUCUUCAAUGCCUGUGCAUCUCAGCUCAAGCUUCUCUCCAACCCCAUGUAAACACCUCUUCCCCUUCAUUCUUAUUCACCGCUGCUUUUCAUCUCUUCCCCAUCCUGUGGAAUCCGAUAACAUUGAAACAUUAGUUCAGCAGCAUCCCCCGAAUUAUGGAAUCAGAAGGGAACCCCCGAUUUCUGAUAAACUGUUUAAAUUCGCCUCACGCUCAGGUUCUCACAAGCAGGGCGACUCCACCUUUUAUUCCCUCAUCGAGAACUACGCCAACUCUGGGGACUUCACGUCCCUGGAAAAGGUUUUUGAUAGGAUGAAACACGAGAACAGAGUCUUUGUAGAAAAGAAUUUCAUUCUAGUGUUUAGGGCUUGUGGUAAAGCGCGCUUGCCUGAUAAAGCUAUUCAACUCUUUGGAAGAAUGGUGGAUGAGUUUCACUGUAAGCGGACGGUUAGGUCCUUUAAUUCUGUUCUUAAUGUGAUUAUACAGUCUGGGUCAUAUAACCAGGCCUUGAAGUUUUAUCAUGAUGUUGUACAUAGGAGGGUUUCUAUGCCAAAUGUCUUGACUUUUAACUUGAUUGUUAAAGCAAUGUGUAAGUUGGGUAUGGUAGACAGUGCAGUGGAGUUGUUCAGGGAAAUGCCUGAGUGGGAAUGCAACCCAGAUGCAUAUACGUAUUCCACUUUGAUGGAUGGGUUGUGUAAGGCGGAUAGGAUUGAAGAAGCUGUGACUUUGUUGGAUGAAAUGCAAAUGGAGGGCUGUUCUCCCACUCCUGCUACUUUUAACGUGUUGAUCAAUGGGCUCUGUAAGAAGGGUGAUUUAGUACGAGCUGCAAAACUUGUAGACAAUAUGUUCCUCAAAGGUUGUGUUCCUAAUGAAGUGACUUACAACACACUGAUUCACGGUUUGUGUCUUAAAGGGAAGAUAGAGAAGGCAAUUAGUUUGCUUCAUAGGAUGACUUCUAGCAAACAUGUCCCUAAUGAUGUAACAUAUGGAACCAUCAUUGACGGUCUUGUCAAGCAAGGGAAAGUCACAGAAGGUGCAUACAUUUUAAAAGCAAUGGAGGAAAGGGGAUACCUUGCAAAUGAAUAUGUUUACUCUUCGCUGAUUAGCGGGUUUUUCAAGGAGGGGAAAUCUGAAGAGGCUUUGAAAACAUGGAAGGAAAUGGUAGAUAAGGGGAUAAGGAAGCCUAACACUGUUGUUUAUUCUGCUGUUAUAGAUGGUUUGUGCCAGGAACGUAAACCUGAUGAAGCAAGGGAGAUACUUUUGCAUAUGAUUAAUAUGGGUUGCACGCCAAAUGCUUAUACAUAUAGCUCCCUGGUGAAGGGUUUUUUCAAAACAGGUAAAAGCAAUGAGGCCUUGCGUGUUUGGAAAGAUAUGGUGGAUCAGAAUGUUGUACCUAAUGAAGUUUGUUACAGUGUAUUAAUCCACGGAUUGUGCGAGGAUGGUAAACUAAGAGAUGCUUUGAUGGUAUGGAAGCAGAUGAUGAGCAUUGAUCGGAAACCCGAUGUAGUGGCAUACACUUCUAUGAUAUACGGGCUAUGCAGUUCCGGGUCAAUAAAACAAGGACUUAAACUUUUCCACGAGAUGUUAUGUGGAGAAUCUAGAAGUCAGCCUGAUGUGGUUACGUACAACAUUCUUUUUAAUGCUUUAUGCAAGCAGGAUAAGGUUUCACACGCCAUUGAUCUUUUGAAUAACAUGUUGGAUCGAGGGUGUGACCCCGAUUUGGUUACAUGUAACAUUUUCUUGAAAAGUAUGACUGAGAAGUUGGAUCCACCCGAAAGCGGGAGAGUGUUUUUGGAUGAGCUAGUGGUACGAUUACACAAGAGGCAGAGAAUUAUCGGGGCAUCAAAUAUUAUAGAAGUCAUGCUUCAAAAGACUCUAUACCCUAAAUUUUCCACUUGGGAUAAAAUGGUUAGAGAACUAUUGAAACAAAAGAAGGUUCGACUAGCCAUUGACAAGUGCUGGAAUGACAUGUUCCUUUGACUACUCUAUGGGGGUCAGACGACGGCUUUUUUGGCAGCUUUUUAUAAAUGUUACACUGAGUUAGCUUUUUCAAAUUAAUACUCCCUCAGUCCCUCUGUCCGGGAAUGUGAUUCUCAUUUAUUAUUCUUGUGGUCAAAUUAUCUUUCUUUCAGUUGCUUUUAUCAAUCUUUUAUCUUUUCCAAUCUUUUGCAGUUUAAUAUUCCUUUUAGUGCAGUCUCUAAAUAUGUACACAUUAAAUUUUAAUACUAAUUUAAAGAUUAUUAGGGGAGAGUUUAUUUUUUCAGUCAGAAAUAGUAAACCGAAAUGGGGAGCUUAAUACAGGACAGAGGGAGUACAAGAUAUUGUAUUUUUAAUGAUAAGAAAUGGUCUAAUAAUCUUGAGUUGCUUUGUGUAUCUUCAGACUUUGGCAUGGUCUACAAUUAAAAUCAACCACGGAAGUUCUUCCAGCUCUAUCUAAUCGGUGGUCAUUGUAUGGCUAGAUUUGACGCAAUAAAAUGGGAUCACAAAUUGCUGCUUCAUGCUAUGUGCUGUAACAGAUGAUUCAAACAUUAAGGAAUUCAAAAUGAUGCCUCCCAGAAAAGAUCUAUCUGAUGAAGAGUUGAAAUAAUUGGAGAAAGGUGGGGUGGUCUUUUGCUGGAAGUUACAUCAAUAAAACUCUGUCCUCUAGUCCAGGAUUGAAGAAGUCAUGAACACUUAUGCUAACUAUAUUCAAGGUCAGAGUCAGCUCUACGUUGUAGCGAUCAAGAUGGUGAAAUUGGAGGUUAUAUCCUUCUACCACCCAUAGACGCUUAUACUCUGGCAAUUUUCAUUCUCUUUCAUUGUGACAAUAAUUCCAACUUGAAUGUUCCUAAUAUCACAGAUACAUCUUCAAUUGCGACAUUUUUUUGUGUGAUAUUCGAUUCAGGCAUUAUUAUCGGGUUCUAUUGGGCCACAAACAGCAUCAUGAAUAACUUUCCCAUGAAUAUCUACCGAAUAGUGGGGUUUGAGAGUUUAUCAAUCUCUUCCAACAUCUCUGCAGAAAGCCUCUCCCUUGGAUUAGAUUUGUUAGAUCUUGGUCGAUUUUAUUGGUUACUAAACGGCUAGACCUAUGCUUUGAUUUGAUGGUGUUCUACGGUUCUACCCAAAAUCUAGCUCUCGUUUUCUAGUGCCUUGGGACAAGGCUAGAUGCUUUGCUGAUCUCUUUUGAAGUAUAUCAUUGCUGAACGUAUGGGCAUGAGCCGGUCUCCUUAUGAUGUGCUACAGGCCUUUUGUUUUUAGAUUUAUUUAGAUGCACAGUGUGGGCUGUGGCCAAUCAUGCAGUGCGCUGCCUUUUUUAGCUUCUUUUGAGUACACCCUGGGGAAUUGUCCAGUGUUCUGUUUCUUGUUCUGAAUUUAAAAAACUUUGCCAUGAAAGCAUAUAUGAGGAGCAAUGUUUUAAGUUCUUGUAGUUCUGCC
Messenger RNA from Cuscuta epithymum, 3567 nucleotides. The record is from the annotation of a GenBank genome assembly. Lineage: Eukaryota; Viridiplantae; Streptophyta; Magnoliopsida; Solanales; Convolvulaceae.